This is a messenger RNA of Camelus dromedarius (Arabian camel), 5747 nucleotides long. RefSeq names its product adhesion G protein-coupled receptor D1 (gene ADGRD1). Gene Ontology annotation, biological process: adenylate cyclase-activating G protein-coupled receptor signaling pathway; cell surface receptor signaling pathway. Bases 629 to 3349 code for a protein of 906 amino acids. The record is from RefSeq and is a predicted model, not a curated record. Gene Ontology annotation, cellular component: plasma membrane. Gene Ontology annotation, molecular function: G protein-coupled receptor activity. The transcript is spliced from 26 exons. NCBI's taxonomy places the organism in Eukaryota, Metazoa, Chordata, Mammalia, Artiodactyla, Camelidae.
AGAGCGAAGUUUGUGGAGCGGGCCUGACAUCACUCACUCUCUCCACUCCGGGCGCUGGGGACGGACAGACAGGACGGACAGACGAGCUGUGAGCCAGGGUCAGACCGCCAGGAGCUGGGCAGAGACGCACCAGCCGGGGCGCCCACGGGGGCUCCAGAAAGUUCCUCCCACGUCUAGGAAGGAGAGAACCGUCCAACUCCAAACCUGUAUGGAGACAAUGAGGACUCUUGACAUAAAAAGGAAACCGUGAGGGGCCACGACCUCCCUCUGCGAGCCUGAGGCUGAGCGCUGCCGCCCCAGCCCCACUGCCCCCGGCCGUGCCCGGGGCUGCUUCUCCUCCCCGGCCCCCAGCCCGUCCGCCCCGCCGGUGUGUUUAGCGGUCACCGGAGACUGAAGCACUGGAAGGCGAGGGACAAACCCCGGUUAGCUCCCCGCGGCUGACUCCCUGCGUUAACUCUCUGUGGUUCACAAACUUUGGAGAAACAGAUUGUGGGGGUUUUGUCUUUCUUUCUGGAACAUGUGAAAAUGUCCUUUUCCCAAGGAAGUGAAAACUAAAGAGGACACUGUGCCAGAGACCCUCGGGAAUUCCGCUUGGACCACAUUUUCACCUCGUCGGGGGAGAAACACCAUGAGGAAGCUGCUGCCCCUUUGCUGCUGGCGUCCCUGGCUGCUCUUACUUCACUGCGGCUUCCAGGUGCACGGAGCCGUCGCCAGGUCACAGGCCCAUCCAGGGUUUGAAGUCUUGGCUUCCGCUUCCUAUUACUGGCCGUUGGAAAAUGUGGACGGGAUCCACGAACUUCAGGACACAACUGGAGCGUUACGAACCCACAACCUCACUGUGCUUCUUCCCCAUAAUUCUGCCUUUGUUUAUACCAAUGACUCUGCCUACUCAAAUUUCCCUGCGACCGUAGACAUUGUGGAAGGGAAGGUCAGCAAAGGCGUUUACUUCAAGGAGGACAAAGGAGUCACGUUUCUCCAUUACGGGAGCUACAAGGCUUCCUGCAUCAGCAACCCAGCGCAGUGCGGCCCUGAGGGGGUCACGUUCUCUUUUUUCUGGAAGACCCAAGGAGAACAGUCCAGACCAACCCCCUCUGCGUACGGGGGUCAGGUCAUUUCCAACGGGUUCAAAGUCUGCUCCAGCGGUGGCAAGGGCUCGGUGGAGCUGUAUGCGCGGGAGAACUCCAUGACGUGGGCGGCCACCUUCAGCCCCCCAGGCCCCUACUGGACUCACGUGCUGUUUACAUGGAAGUCCAAGGAGGGUCUGAAGGUCUACGUCAAUGGGACCCUGAGCACAUCAGACCCAAGUGGAAAAGUGUCUCACGCCUACGGGGAGCCCAGCGUCAACCUCGUCAUAGGAUCUGAGCAGGACCAGACCAAGGGCUACGAGAACGGAGCUUUUGACGAGUUCAUCAUCUGGGAGCGGGCCCUGACUCCGGAUGAGAUCGCCAUGUACUUCACGGCCGCCGUUGGAAAGCAUGUCUUCUUGUCUUCAACACCACCAAGCCUCUUCAUGACACCCACAGCAAACACCGUGCCGCCCACCGAUGCCUACCAUCCCAUCAUAACCAACUUGACAGAGGAGAGGAAGAACUUCCAGAGUGCUGGAGUUGUUUUGAAUUACCUCCAAAAUGUGUCCCUCAGCUUACCCAAUAAAUCCCUCUCGGAGGAAACAGGACUGAAUCUCACCAAGACUUUCUUGAAAACCGUGGGAGAGGUUCUUCGUUUGCCCAGUUGGACUGCCGUGUCAGAGGACAGCGCCUUGGUGCUGGGCUUGAUAGAAACCGUCGACGCCGUCCUGGGCCACAUAUCUUCCAACCUGCAGGCCAGCGAGCCCAAGGUCACCAUCGCGGGCUCCUCGUCCAUGGCAGACUUUUCAGUGGCCAGACUCCUACCCAAGACCAUGAACUCCUCCCACUACCGCUUCCCGGCCCGGGGCCAGAGCUACAUCGAGAUCCCCCACGAGGCUUUCCACAGCCAAGCCUGGACCACCAUCGUGGGCCUCCUCUACCACUCCGUGCACUAUUACCUGAGCAACAUCCCGCCAGCCAACACCAAGAUCACUGAGGCAGCACAUUACAAAAGCUGCUUGCUGUCUGCCGCCAGCCACCUGAUCUCCCUGGAGGUCUCCCCGACGCCCAGGCUCUCCCAGAACCUGUCGGGCUCCCCGCUCGUCACUGUCCAUCUCCGGCACCACUUGACUCAAAGGCAGUACAUCGAGGCCACCAAUGAGAGCAACAGAGUCUUCCUGUACUGCGCCUUCCUGGACUUCAGCUCCGGAGAAGGCGUCUGGUCGAACCAGGGCUGCGCUCUCACGGAAGGGAACCUCAGCUACUCCACCUGCCGCUGCACACACCUCACCAACUUCGCCAUCCUGAUGCAGGUGGUCCCGCUGGAGCUCGCUCUCGGACACCAGGUGGCGCUCUCGUCCAUCAGCUACAUCGGCUGCUCGCUGUCGGUGCUCUGCCUGGCCGUCACGCUGGUGACCUUCGCCGUGCUCUCCUCGGUCAGCACCAUCCGGAACCAGCGCUACCACAUCCAUGCCAACCUGUCCCUUGCCGUCCUGGUGGCCCAGGUCCUGCUGCUCAUCAGCUUCCGCUUCGAGCCGGGCACGACCCCGUGCCGGGUGCUGGCCGUGCUCCUGCACUACUUCUUCCUGAGCGCCUUUGCGUGGAUGCUGGUGGAAGGUCUGCAUCUCUACAGCAUGGUGAUCAAGGUCUUCGGCUCGGAGGACAGCAAGCGCGGCUACUACUACGGGAUGGGCUGGGGCUUUCCUCUUCUGAUCUGUAUCAUUUCAAUAGUCUUUGCCACGGACAGUUACGGAGCAAGUAAGAAUUGCUGGCUGUCUCUCAGGAACGGCGCCGUCUGGGCCUUCGUCGCCCCAGCGCUCUUCAUCAUUGUGGUCAACAUCGGCAUCCUCAUCGCCGUGACCAGGGUCAUUUCACAGAUCAGCGCUGACAACUACAAGAUACACGGUGACCCCAGCGCCUUCAAGUUGACAGCGAAAGCUGUGGCUGUGCUGCUGCCCAUCCUGGGAACCUCAUGGGUCUUCGGCGUCCUUGCUGUCAACAGCCAGGCCGUGGUCUUCCAGUACAUGUUUGCCAUACUCAACUCCCUGCAGGGAUUUUUCAUCUUCCUCUUUCACUGUCUCCUGAAUUCGGAGGUGAGAGCGGCCUUCAAGCAUAAAACCAAGGUCUGGUCCCUCACGAGCAGCUCCGCCCGCCACGCCAACGUGAAGCCCUUCAGCUCGGACAUUAUGAAUGGGACCCGGCCAGGCACAGGCUCCACCAAGCUCGGCCCCUGGGACAAGAGCAGCCACUCUGCGCACCGCGUGGACCUGUCUGCCGUGUGAGCAGGGGGGCCACUGCCCCGGCUGGCCUGCUGCUCAGAAUCCCCCAGCCCCUGCAAACAACACACGAGAAACACUCCACCCUCGCCAGCGGGACCCUCUCCUCGUUGCUGUCUGGACGUGGGGGUCACGGCCCCUGUGACAGCCGUCCUCACCUGUGACCCGCCCUCUGUGACAGAGCCCACGGCUCAGCCCGCAGCCUGUUUCACAGCGAUGGCGACCCUGGCUGUGGGCUGAGCGUCUGCCUCCGGGCCCCUGGAACACACCACGGUCCCUCCCCGUAAUCACUGCAAGUGCACGGAGUGUCGGCCCCUUGAUACCGUGUGCACACAGGACCCAGGGCUGCAGCACCAGGAGGGAAGUUUAGCCUCUGCCACGCGAAGGGGACGGGGACCAGAGGCGAGGGUCCUGCAGGGGAGGGUCAGGCGGAGGCAGCUGUGGGCACAUGGAAAAGCGAAUAAGGAAGGUUUGCCACCUGCUGACUUUACCCAACAAGGUCCCCAAAGCCAGGCGCCCACCAAACAGUGACCCUUUCUGCAGGGUGACACCAGCGUGGGCCACCUUCACGAUCUGGUCAUGUGCCCAUGCUGGGGCUCCGCUGAGGCCGAGGGCUUUGGGCUGGAGGGGCCAGGGGGGUGGCUGCCCAGGCCCUGUCUGUGGGCGGUGCCUUGCCAAGGUGAAGCCCCAGGUGGGGUCUUCUGCCCCGAGAGCUUCUCAGCCCCUUCCCCGGGAGCCCCGGGAGUGCUGGCUCGCCAGACCCACAGGCAGCCGUAAACUCUGCCCCUUUUCUUGCAUCUGAGCCUUCUCUGUGUUCACGGCGGCCCACCAAGCCACCGUCUUCCAGCUUCCCCUAGAGAGUUUCUCCCUCAUCACGUGUAAAUUUUCCACGUCUGUAAGGAGCAGAUCCCAGUGUGGGGGGAGCACAGUACAUGAUUUCCUGUCGCUACGGAGGCAGAUCCUGACAGGCGGCGGCUGCCUGCUCCCCGCGUGGCACGCUGCUGGGAGGGGGUCCGGCCCGGGGACGGAGGGUGGCAGUAACCGUGUCUUCCGAGUUGACAUUAAUUCGUGGACCUGGCCUGAGCCCCCUGGGAAAUGGGAUAAUCACUAUGGCUCCGCGUGUGGGUUUGCGGUCCUGGAUGGGAGCCGGAAGGCCGCUGGAAUGUUGGCAGAGAGACUACGAGCUGUCGUGCUGUGAUGACAGCUCUCCCCGUGCUGUGGCGAGUGUGGGUGAGAAGUGCCAGCCUGCUUGUGAUACUGGAAGCCCUUCCUUUAGAACUGUGACGGUCGUGGCGUUAAUGCCCGCCCCCCACGUCUGCUUUGUGUCGGAGUGAGUGUUUAUGGAGUUCCGGGGACCUUUUCCCUCUUCAGUGGACGCCUUCGUAGGUCACCCCCUCCCCCGCCCCCGAGGACCACGAGUGUAAGGUCAUCUUCAAGGUCUCCUGCCGGGGCACGGGCCGCACACCCAGCCGCGUGUUGCGCUUCCUCCCGGGUGAGGUCCCACGUGCACCAGCCCACCCAGCACCCGGUGGCAGCGCCACGUGCCGUCCCCACGGACCUGCCGCGGGGGGUGAGCCCGGCUGGUGCAGGCGGAGACCCCACGCUGCGUGAAAAGUCCGAGUGUGCCGGCGCCUGCCCCAGGCGCCCCUGGCGCCCCCGGAAGCCAGUCCCGUGUAGUGCGGUUUAGGCCCUUGUCCAGCCUGAGCGCACCUAGAAGUGAGAACACUGUAUUCCUACGAUUUACACUUGGAUUUUUUUUUCUUAUUUAGUUUCUGCUGAAGCAAAUCAAGUAGGGAACUGUCCUCAUUUUAGAUGGGACUCUGUUUUUUUUUUUUAACUCUCAGCGUAUUCACUCUACGUAGCUAACGUGUCAGGGGAAGUAACGGACGAACCUUUUAUUUCUAAAGAAUGGAAGUAGCGCACCCUGUUGAUAGGCUGCAUGUUUGGCUUCUGCGGUACUUUGUUAUCUACACAUAAUUUGGUCAAAGAUAAGAAAUCGGAAAGAACUGUGUGUUCAAAGGAGUUUCUCGCACAGGAAAAAUGAUGAGCGCCACGCAGCAGUGAAAAUACGUUGUGAUUUUGGGGAAAUAAAAUCUUAACAUCCUCCAAAUAAAGUGUGAUCCUCGAUCUCUUGCUAGUGGAAGGGCAGCGGAACUGUGAGUCUUCCUGACAAAACUCUAAAGAGAAACAAAACACACGUGGGUGAGAGCCUGGCCUGGGAUUCACUCAACACGCAUUUGUCCAGCGCCUUCUGGGCACCUGGCACACGCCAGCUCCGGGGACACAGUGGUGGACGAUGCCCUGCGCUCUGGGGAGACGCCAGCCAGUGGGCGUGGUGAGGAGGGACCGGCACUGGGGCUGGUGCAGCCCCGUGUCUCCCCAGGCUGAUGCACUGCACGGUAUA